Oryzias latipes (Japanese medaka) is the source of this 2455-nucleotide messenger RNA. RefSeq names its product arylsulfatase B (gene arsb). The record is from RefSeq and is a predicted model, not a curated record. NCBI's taxonomy places the organism in Eukaryota, Metazoa, Chordata, Actinopteri, Beloniformes, Adrianichthyidae. Gene Ontology annotation, molecular function: sulfuric ester hydrolase activity.
CCAUACAACCGUUCUUCACAUCCAAGCCUCUGAUUGGCUGUCACGCUGGAGGAGGGGUUUUUAACCUGCUAAACAAGGAAGUGCCUUUUUUCAGUCACAAGAUGCUUUCCUUUAAAAGUGGCAUUUCCUUCUAGUGACACAGACUUGGUUCCGACUGGACAUCAACACUCUGCUUCUGUUUCAGCUCGUUUUCUGUCUAAAUAACUUCCUCGUUUCACUUUUCUGGACCGGAGCGCGCGCGCUUGAAGAUGGGAGUCGGAGGUAAAAGUCGCGCGGUCAACUGGAUGAUGAUCGUGGUCAUGAUCCUCCCGGUAACGUUAGCGGCUCCGAGGCCGCACAUCGUCUUCAUCAUGGCGGAUGACUUCGGCUGGAACGAUGUGGGCUACCACAACUCCGAGAUCAAGACCCCGAACCUGGACCUGCUGUCCGCCAAAGGCGUCCGCCUGCAGAACUACUACGUGCAGCCGCUGUGCAGCCCGUCCAGGAACCAGCUUAUGACGGGCAGGUACCAGAUCCACACGGGCAUGCAGCACCAGAUCAUCUGGCCGUGUCAGCCCUACUGCGUCCCUCUGGACGAGAAGCUGCUGCCCCAGCUCCUGAAGGAGGCGGGCUACGCCACCCACAUGGUGGGCAAGUGGCACCUGGGCAUGUACAAGAAGGACUGCCUGCCCACCCACCGAGGAUUCGACUCCUACUUCGGUUACUAUUUGGGCAGCGAGGAUUACUACACGCACACCCGCUGUUACCCCAUCACCGCCCUCAACCUGACCCGCUGCGCGUUGGACCUGAGAGACGGCGAGGAGGUCGCCACGGCGUACAAAGGAGCUUAUUCCACCGAGCUGUUCAGCCAGCGAGCCGUCAGCGUCAUCGCCAAACACAACGCCAGCCAGCCGCUGUUCCUCUACGUGGCGAUGCAGGCGGUCCAUGAGCCUUUGCAGGUGCCGGAGCGCUACGUGACCCCCUACAGUUUCAUCAAAGAUGUCAGCCGCAGGAAGUACGCCGGCAUGGUGUCGGCCAUGGACGAGGCGGUGGGCAACAUCAGCCUGGCUCUGCGGCAGGCCGGACUCUGGGACAACACGGUCCUCGUGUUCUCCACCGAUAACGGAGGUCAGACGAGAGCAGGUGGCAGCAACUGGCCUCUGAGGGGCAGGAAGUGGGCGCUGUGGGAAGGGGGCAUCCGCGGGGUCGGAUUCGUCAGCAGUCCAUUGUUGGAAAACCCCGGAACCGUUAACAACGAACUCAUGCACAUCUCCGACUGGCUGCCCACGCUUGUCAGAUUGGCGGGAGGCAGCACUAGCGGGACCAAGCCUCUGGACGGGUUUAACAUGUGGAACACCAUCAGCAAAGGCUUCGCCUCACCCAGACUGGAGCUGCUGCACAACAUCGACACUCUCUAUGAGGACACGUCUCCAUGUCCUGGCAGGCAGCAACAGUUAACUUUGGCUCAGGGUUUUAGAGGCGAAACGUGGGCCAGAUCCAGCUUCAAUGUGUCCAUUCACGCCGCCAUCCGAUACCUGAAUUGGAAGCUGCUAACGGGAUACCCAGGCUGUCCAACGUGGUUCCCCCGACCAGAACAUAACACCUCUGAGUCCAGUUCCACCAGCGUGGAUCCCCUGAAGCCUGUGAUGCUGUUCGACAUCCAAAAAGAUCCAGAGGAGAGAAAUGAGGUGUCGGCUCAGUUCCCCGCCGUUGUCGACUAUCUCCUCACCAGACUUCAGUCUCAUCUGAAAAAUUCUUUGCCCAUAAACUUUCCCGACGAUGACCCCCGGUGUGACCCGGGUCCCUCUGGAGCCUGGGGUCCGUGGGCUUAGGUGAAAAGGAUGGUGGAGACGUAUUUGUACCUUUUUCAUGUAUUGCACUAUUUGCAGGGAAUGUCCUUUUGAAAUUGUGUUGGAUCAUUGAAAAAAAAAAAAAAAAAAAAAAAAAAAAAAAAAAAAAAAACUGUUUACUUUUGCCAAAUGCCAAACUGUCGUGAUUACGGUCUGUAUUAUUUUUUUUUGUUUUGAGUGAUUUAUUCUUUUGUUUUGCCGCACAUGUUGUCAUGUCUUCUCUUUCGGGUCUUUGCACCUCCUUAAUCUGCUGUUCAGAAGCUGCAGACAUGGGAAUGUUCCACAAACAACACAGAAGUAACAGGACAUAUUCAUCCUGUGUGAUUCCAGAAUGUAGAUUUGUUUAUAAUGGAAAACAUUUAUGAAAUGCUUUAUUUUUUAAACUUUACAUACUGUUAAAAUACAAAUGUGGUUAUGUAUCAGAAUUAGCAGUUUGAGUUUUUUAUUCUCAGCAGUUUUUUUUAAGUAUAUUAACUUAUAGAACAAAAAAUGUAUGAGAAGGGCGAUUAAAUGUAAGUCAGUGGAUUUUUAAAGGCAACAAAUAAAUCAGAGAAAUGUCUUUACAAGGCUUCUUAAUUAGCAUUUACAAAUCAAAAGCAUAUUUAUAUUAAAACAUUGGGAAAUCA